Messenger RNA from Encephalitozoon cuniculi GB-M1, 2052 nucleotides. Its product is annotated as heat shock protein 70. Gene Ontology annotation, cellular component: cytoplasm. Gene Ontology annotation, molecular function: ATP binding; misfolded protein binding; ATP hydrolysis activity. Bases 1 to 2052 code for a protein of 683 amino acids. NCBI's taxonomy places the organism in Eukaryota, Fungi, Microsporidia, Unikaryonidae. The transcript has a single exon. The record is from RefSeq and is marked provisional. Gene Ontology annotation, biological process: cellular response to unfolded protein; protein refolding.
AUGUCUGAAGAGAAAGCUAAAUCUAACACUUCUAGAGCGAUUGGGAUUGAUCUGGGAACGACGUUCUCCUGUGUUGCUGGAUACAUAAGCGGAAAGGUUGAGGUUAUUACGAACCAGGAUGGUGAGAGGACAACGCCGUCUGUGGUGAGCUUUGACGAGAACAACUGCACCGUUGUUGGAACGGCGGCCCGAAACAUGGUUGGGUCUGACCCGAUGUCUGUUAUAUUUGAUGCAAAGAGGAUGAUUGGAAGGGAGUUUGACGACCCGAAGAUCCAGAAUGCAAUCAAAGGGUGGCCGUUCAAGGUUGUGAGGUACAACCAUCGUGAGAAGAGGGAGGAGCCAAACAAGGUUUCUGAGGGAUCGAACUCGUACGACAACAUAGCGAUUAAGAUUACAAGGAACGGAAAAACAAACUACUAUGCGCCUGUUGAGAUUAGCGGGAAGGUCCUGUUGUAUCUCAAGAAUGCAGCUGAGGCAAGGCUUGGAGGGACUGUUGAUUCUGCAGUUGUAACGGUUCCUGCAUACUUCGAGGAGCCUCAGAAGGAUGUGACGAAGGCAGCGGCAACGAUUGCAGGCUUUGACCCAAACAAAGUCAGGCUUCUUGCAGAGCCUACGGCAGCAGCCAUGGCAUAUGGGCAUAUCCAGACACAGAAGAAUGCCAACUUCUCUGCAAAGGAGGAUGUCCUUGUGUUUGAUCUUGGAGGAGGUACAUUCGAUGUAUCUCUACUCGACUUUGAGUUCAACGGGGCGGCUGGGUCUCUUGGGAUUGUCAAGGCUAUUGACGGAGACACGUUCCUUGGGGGUCAGGACUUUGACAACCUGUUGAUCAACUACUGCAUCUCCGAGUUCCUCAAGAAGAACUCCUCCAUUAAGCAGUCUGAUCUGAAGGAGAGUGCUCUCCUCAGGCUCAGAGCGGAGUGCACCAGGGUCAAGGCAGUCCUCAGCUCUGCAACAAGCAGCGCCAUAUAUGUGCCGUGCUUCCACAUGACUGACGACCUGAAUGUUCAGAUCACCCGUGCCAGGUUUGAGCUUCUUUGCGACCAUCUUUUCAGGAGAUGCAUGGAGAGGACCAAGGGGUGCCUUCUGCGCUCUGCAGGUGUUCCCGAGGUUGAGUACUCUGCGGAUGGAAGCAAGCUCCUUCUGAAUCCUUCUCUUGAGAAGACUCUGAACGAGGUCAAGAAUAACAUCAGCAAGGUUCUUCUUGUCGGAGGGUCGUCAAGAAUUCCAAAGAUCAAGGCUCUGCUUGCAGAAUACUUUGGAGCACACAAGGUCAUUGAGCCUGUGAAUGCCGAUGAGGCUGUUGCAUAUGGAGCAGCAUACCAGGCAGCGUCUAUAUACUCUGAUGCUGUGGAUGCAGGGUCAAGCCUCCUUCUCAUAGACUGUGUUCCUCUGAACCUUUCGAUUGAGACUGCAGGAGGAGUUGCGACAGCCCUGAUCCAUUGUGGUGACAACAUCCCCAUUAAGAAGACAGAGACCUUCACAACCUACGAGGACAACCAGACGGCUGUGACCAUCAAUGUGUACGAAGGGAACAGGGCGAUGUGUAAGGACAACAAAAAGAUUGGGAGCUUCAAUCUAGACGGAAUCAUUGCAGCGCCCCGCGGUGUUCCCAAGAUUGAGGUUACGUUUGAUGUGGACCACAACGGAAUCCUUAUUGUCACUGCACAGGACAAGCAGACGGGCAAGGAGAAUCAGAUAAAGGUGACGAACUCGCAGAACAGGCUCAGCCAGGAAGAAAUUGAAAGGAUGACCAAGGAGGCAAGGGACAAUGAGCAGAGAGACAACGAGACCAAGGAGAAGAUGGGAAAGAGAAUGGCGUUUGACCAGGCGAUUUCCUCCUUCAAGGCCUUUGUUGAGAAGGCGAACAAUAUCUCUGAGGAGAAGAAAAGCGAGUCUCUCCGGGUUAUCAAGGAGAACGAAGAAUGGCUUUCAAAUGCCCAGAGGCCGGAGGACUUCGAGGUUGAGGAGCUUGAGAGAAGAUCCAAUGACUUCCAGAGCUUUACGAGCGACAUCAUGAAGGACGUCGGAAUGGGUGGAGCACCAGCAGCCUAA